GAAGAAGCUACGCUCAUAGCCAGCGUCGGAGAUAAUAGCAAGAUCUAUGUGCCGGCCACGUUUAUAUUCGUGCCUAGCAUGCCGGUGGUAGUAACGAAGAAUAUAAACCCAGGCCUUAAGCUCGUGAACGGGGCCAAGUAUAAAGCACUAGAAGUUAUACUAGACUCUAAGAGUUUCCUAGGGUAUCAACUCGCCUCGAAUAUCAUCCUCCACUUUAGACCACCUGCCGGCAUUAUCCUAUCGUCCGAGUCCACUAAGAAGUUCAAGUUUAAUGACAUACCACCAGGCACGGUCCUGCUUACUCCAACAAGUGCCCAGAUACCCAUCGAGAAGAAGAAGAGGGCCAAGAAAAGGCCUUGGCAGAGGCACGAAGUGAGCCGCCGAGGACUUCCCUGCACUGCCGCGUUCGCAUGCACCGAUUACAAAAUCCAAGGCGAAACCCUCGUCGAGAUUACGCUAGAGCUACGAGGAACCGGAACAAAGCUAAAUACGACAACUAGACAACUCGAGCCAGGAAAGUGCGAUCCGUACAGCCUGUAUAUGCAGCUAUCGCGGUGCAAAUCGCUUGAUAGUAUUAUGUUACUAUCAAAGGCAUGGGUGCAGGACAUAGUCGGGAAUAAAAUACCAUAG
This is a messenger RNA of Fusarium vanettenii 77-13-4, 630 nucleotides long. RefSeq lists its product as uncharacterized. The annotation marks the transcript as partial. The transcript has a single exon. The record is from RefSeq and is a predicted model, not a curated record. Lineage: Eukaryota; Fungi; Ascomycota; Sordariomycetes; Hypocreales; Nectriaceae.